Erinaceus europaeus (western European hedgehog) is the source of this 5473-nucleotide messenger RNA. RefSeq names its product homeodomain interacting protein kinase 2 (gene HIPK2). Gene Ontology annotation, cellular component: cytoplasm; nucleus; PML body. The record is from RefSeq and is a predicted model, not a curated record. Gene Ontology annotation, molecular function: transcription corepressor activity; protein serine/threonine kinase activity; transcription coactivator activity. Lineage: Eukaryota; Metazoa; Chordata; Mammalia; Eulipotyphla; Erinaceidae. The transcript has 15 exons. Bases 276 to 3746 code for a protein of 1156 amino acids. Gene Ontology annotation, biological process: peptidyl-serine phosphorylation; smoothened signaling pathway; positive regulation of transcription by RNA polymerase II.
GACACAGCUGGGUUGCCUUGUCUUUGGAUAAGAUUAAGAAGCAACAAAGGCAAAAGCAGGUCAGGUGGAGAAUGGUGCAAGAGGGUAGAGGAAGAAAAGGUUAAGAGACACAUGAAAAGUGGUGAAUGUGUAGACCAGAUGAGAGCAGCAUGUCAGCAACUUGGAAGGGAAGCCAACCAGGGAGUUGAACUCAGAAGGUGAGAAUGCUGUGUUAGUGCCUCAACCGACCCCUCAGAAACUAGGGGUUGUUGUUGCAAGUUGUGUUGGGAGAAGGAAUGACACACUCUUCUGGUAUGGCCUCCCACAUGCAGGUCCUCUCCCCUCACGCCCUUCAGUCAAGUGCCUUCUGUAGCGUGAAGAAGCUGAAGGUCGAGCCCAGCUCCCACUGGGACAUGACCGGCUACGGCUCGCACAGCAAAGCCUACGGCCAGAGCAAGAACGCACCCCUGCCACCGCCCCCACCGCCUGCCGCCCCGCUGGGCCCCAACCCCAGCCUGCCCCCCUACGAGCAGACCAUCCUCUUCCCGGCGGGCGCCGGCCAUCUGCUGGUCACCUCAGCCAGCGGCGCCCCCUCGGGCCCCGGCCACAACCUGAUGCGCCGCAGCACCGUCAGCCUGCUGGACACCUACCAGAAAUGCGGCCUCAAGCGCAAGAGCGAGGAGCUGGAGCACACGGGCAGCGUGCAGCUCAUUGAGGAGCACGGCCCUGCCGCGCACAACGCCGCCAGCGGGGCCACGGUGGCCACGGCCGCCACGUCCACGGCCACGUCCAAGAACAGCGGCGCCAACAGCGAGGGCGACUACCAGCUGGUGCAGCACGAGGUGCUGUGCUCCAUGACCAACACCUACGAGGUGCUGGAGUUCCUGGGUCGCGGCACCUUCGGCCAGGUGGUCAAGUGCUGGAAGCGGGGCACCAACGAGAUUGUGGCCAUCAAGAUCCUCAAGAACCACCCGUCGUACGCGCGCCAGGGCCAGAUCGAGGUGAGCAUCCUGGCGCGUCUGAGCACCGAGAGCGCCGACGACUUCAACUUUGUGCGGGCCUACGAGUGCUUCCAGCACAAGAGCCACACGUGCCUGGUGUUCGAGAUGCUCGAGCAGAACCUCUACGACUUCCUGAAGCAGAACAAGUUCAGCCCGCUGCCCCUCAAGUACAUCCGGCCAGUGCUGCAGCAGGUGGGCACGGCGCUCAUGAAACUCAAGAGCCUGGGCCUCAUCCACGCCGACCUCAAGCCCGAGAACAUCAUGCUGGUGGACCCGGCGCGCCAGCCCUACCGCGUCAAGGUCAUCGACUUUGGCUCAGCCAGCCACGUCUCCAAGGCCGUGUGCUCCACCUACCUGCAGUCCAGAUACUACAGGGCCCCCGAGAUCAUCCUGGGCUUGCCCUUCUGCGAGGCCAUCGACAUGUGGUCGCUGGGCUGUGUCAUUGCUGAGCUCUUCCUGGGCUGGCCCCUCUACCCUGGGGCAUCGGAGUAUGACCAGAUUCGAUACAUCUCCCAGACGCAGGGCCUGCCUGCCGAGUACUUACUAAGUGCAGGGACUAAGACCACCAGGUUCUUCAACCGUGACACCGACUCACCGUAUCCACUGUGGAGGCUGAAGACCCCAGAUGACCAUGAGGCAGAAACGGGGAUUAAGUCGAAAGAAGCAAGGAAGUACAUUUUCAACUGCUUGGAUGACAUGGCCCAGGUAAACAUGACCACGGACCUGGAGGGGAGUGACAUGCUGGUGGAGAAGGCCGACAGGCGGGAGUUCAUUGACCUGCUCAAGAAGAUGCUGACCAUCGAUGCCGACAAGAGGAUCACCCCCAUCGAGACUCUGAACCAUCCUUUCUCCACCAUGACUCAUCUGCUCGACUUCCCACAUAGCACACACGUCAAAUCCUGCUUCCAGAACAUGGAGAUCUGCAAGCGUCGGGUGAACAUGUACGACACCGUGAACCAGAGCAAGACCCCUUUCAUCACACACGUGGCCCCCAGCACAUCCACCAACCUGACCAUGACCUUCAACAACCAGCUGAACACUGUCCACAACCAGCCCUCAGCCGCCAUGGCCGCCGUGGCCCAGCGGAGCAUGCCCCUGCAGACGGGGACCGCACAGAUCUGCGCCCGGCCAGACCCCUUCCAGCAAGCGCUCAUCGUGUGUCCACCCGGCUUCCAAGGACUCCAGGCCUCCCCAUCCAAGCACACCGGCUACUCCGUGCGCAUGGAGAAUGCAGUUCCCAUUGUGACGCAAGCCCCCGGUGCCCAGCCCCUGCAGAUCCAGCCCAGCCUGCUGGCCCAGCAGGCCUGGCCAAGUGGGACCCAGCAGAUCCUGCUGCCUAGCACCUGGCAGCAGCUGACAGGUGUAGCCACACAUACGUCGGUGCAGCAUGCAACCGUCAUCCCCGAGACCAUGGCGGGCACCCAGCAGCUGGCAGACUGGAGGAACACUCAUGCGCACGGCAGCCAUUACAAUCCCAUCAUGCAACAGCCAGCACUGCUGACUGGUCAUGUGACCCUCCCAGCAGCUCAGCCUUUAAAUGUGGGCGUGGCCCAUGUGAUGCGGCAGCAGCCAACCAGCACCACCUCCUCCCGGAAGAGUAAACAGCACCAGUCCUCUGCCAGGAACGUGUCCACCUGCGAGGUGUCGUCGUCCUCCCAGACCACAGGCUCCCCGCAGCGCUCCAAGCGGGUGAAGGAGAACACACCCCCACGCUGCGCCCCAGUGCUGGGCAGCCCGGCCUGCGGGGCUGCGGUCACCUGCAGCUGGGGGGACGCUGCAGGGGGCUCCGCACGGGAGCGCCAGCGCCAGACCAUCGUCAUCCCCGACACCCCCAGUCCCACAGUCAGCGUCAUCACCAUCAGCAGCGACACGGACGAUGAGGAAGAGCAGAAGCAUGCGCCCACCAGCACCGUCUCCAAGCAGAGGAAGAAUGUCAUCAGCUGUGUGACCGUCCAUGACUCACCCUGCUCCGACGCCUCCGGCAACAGCAGCCCCUUCUCUGUGCUGCACCGCUCGGGCCCCCACACCUCCGCACCUGAUGGCAAAGGCGGACCCGACAGCAGCCAUGGCACAGGGAACCCCCGAACCAUCAUCGUGCCCCCACUCAAGACCCAGCCCAGCGGCGAUGUGCUAGUGGAGGGAGACAGCCUGGGGCCAGCCGUCAGCAGCAGUCACCACUCAUCCUCCUACAAGUCCAAGUCCUCCAGCAACACAGCCACGGCCACCAGCGGUCACUCCUCAGGGGGCGGGGCCAUCGCCUACCGCCAGCCACGGCCAGGCCCACACUUCCAGCAGCAGCCCCUCAACCUCAGCCAGGCACAGCCCCCCCUGGGCGCGGAGCGCGGCGCCCCCCGGCGGCAGCAGGCCUACAUCGCGCCCACGGUGGCGCCGGCGCCCUACGGCUUCCCGCACAGCAGCCCGAGCCACGCGCCCGUGCCCCCGCACCUGGCGGCCGCGCACCUGCCGGCACAGCCGCACCUGUACAGCUACGCGGCGGCGCCCGCGCUCGGGCCGUCGGGAGUGGCGGCCCUGGUGGCGCCGCAGGGCUCGGCUCGCCCGGUGCAGCACGGCGCCUACCCCGCCGGCCUGGUGCCGCCCGUGCCCGUGGGCGUGGGCCCCCGCCUGCUGCCCUCGCCCUCGCUGCACGCCCCGCAGUACCCCGCGCAGUUCGCGCACCAGACCUACAUCAGCGCCUCGCCGGCCUCCACGGUCUACACUGGCUACCCGCUGAGCCCUGCCAAGGUCAACCAGUACCCCUACCUAUAGACCGGGCGCCCCCAGGGACCCCACAGCCCGGACCGACCGGACGGCUGGGCACAGAGACCAUUUGAAAGAGGAACGGAUGAAGGAACCUGUGCUGUGUUUUGUUUUUUAAAAAAAAAAAAAAAUUAAAAAAACACAAAAAGAAAAAAAAAUCCCACCGUGCUCCCCAGCCAACCGAGCUCACAGGAGGAAGAAGACUCCAGAAGUGGGGAGGCCCUCCCCCCAAAAAAAAUCUCAAAGAACUCCCACCUCGAACUUACUUUUCAAAGAUUAUUUUCAUAGGACAGCAGGUGACACAGGCCUGCCCUCUGCGUCUGCCGAGCUCCAGGCCUUUUUUAACUCCAGAGCCUGGGAAGGAGGGACUUGCCCAGGACUCCAAAGGGCAUGACCCCAGGAGGCUGAGGGGUUGGGAGGGAGCAGUCUGGGGUUGGCAGAGUCUGGGGGGCACCUGUCCUCACCCCCCAGGGCACAUUCUCUCCUCUCUAUCUCUCUCUCUCUAUCUCUCUCUUCUCUCCCAGCGAUCCGGGUGAAUCUCUAAGUGACGUUUGUUCCCAAAUGUCAUUAAUGGCACGUGUGUGCACCUGUGUGUGAGUGUGUGUGUGUGUGUGUGUCGCAAACUUUGGGUUGUUGUUUGUUUGGUUGUUUCAUUUUCCUGAUUUCUCUUGGCAUCCAGGUCCCCCCCCCCAGUAGAAUGUAGCUCAGCACCCCUGUCUCCCCCCUUGGCAUUUCCACUCCCACGAUACCAGUAGAGUAUUCCUCAAUGUGGCGAAUUACACACAAGAAAGGAGGUGAAGAAGCAGGACUGAAGUAGGCAGGUGACGUGGGGCCCUUGAGACAGCCGGUGUGCAUGGGUGUGAGUGUCCCCACUGUGUCCCCCUGUCCCCCACUCCCAUGGCUCUCACACUCUUGCUUCCACAGCCUUCCUUCCUAGUGCCUUACAGAUGACAGCUGCAGUGAGGGCUCACAAUGGGGGUCCCCCCAGGGCCUGGCAGAAGGGGGGUUCCCCCCACCUCACCCCUUCCCUCUUCUGGCUGUUAGAACCUUUCACUCUGGUCUUUGUUUUCUGGCCCUGUGUCCUUGACUGCUGUCUUGCUGUGGGAAGGGGGGAGGCUGUUUCCCCAGCAGGGGGUGAUGGUAGGCAGGCAGAGGGGCAGAGGAGAGGUCUUGGUGGACUUUUAUUGGAGGAAGGACCCCCCCUACCCUUUGCCCUCAGCCCUGUGUGCCAUGUCUGUUGUAGGACCAGAGGUUGCAGGAAUGGUGACCUUGCUGGGGGGCUGCAUCCUCCUCUACCUUCCUAACUGUGGCCAGGACAGAGAGCAGGGACCUGGUCUCCAGACGGGGUGGGGGGUGGGGGGGGGUGUCCCCAGCCUCCUCUCCAUCCUUCCCCCGCCCCCAACAGCGAGCUGUGCACUCACAGCUUUGCCAGACCCUUCCCUCUGCAGGCAACCAUUGGCCUGUGACUGCUGCUGAAUUCCUUCCUCAAGCUGCCCAGGCCUGCCCGAGACAUGAUUAUUAUUUUUUUUGCAGUGGGGGGUGCACUGGGCAGGGCACAGAACCACUGUAAGGGUGGCACUUUGGAAAAUGCUUCCACCCACAGAUGGUGACGUUCCCAAAGAAACUCAUCUUUUGUUCUCUUUACACCUGUGAUACCUUCUAGAAGUUUCCUCAGACUCUGAUUGCUGCUGGGGGUGGGGAGGGGUGUCUCUUUGCUAGUGGAAAAUUGCCUUUUU